AUGGUUAAUUUUUUAAAUAAGAUUGUUGGUAAAUUAACAAAACAUGAUUGGGGUCCGGGACAAUCUUUAAAUGAAGAUCGUUCAAAUGAGGCAGCUCUUCCUGGUGGAAUGAGAAAUCCUCAACAACAAGGAGUUGCAGCAGUACCAACUAGACAUGGUGGAUUAAGUGAAGCAGCUGCUAGAGCAAGAGAAGCUGCUUUAGCUAGAAUUGAAGCACAAAGACAACGUAAUCGUCCCCAAAGAGGAGGUAUUAUUGAUCGACAGAUCGCUGUUCAACGUCAUGAGGAACAAAAUAUUGAAAUUAUUCCACCAAGACAUGAUGAAGUUAUUGGACCACAAGAAGGUGAGAGUGCAGAUGAACAAAUGGAAGGUGAGGAACUUAGUCUUAAUAAUAGUUAUGGCCAUGGUAAUAUAAAUAGAAAUUUUCCACGUGACAAUGGUAGUGGUGAUGGGUCAAAUGGAAGUAUCGGAGAAACUGAUGACAGAGAUGUAAGUAUGACUGAUAAUUCAUUUGUUUUGGAAUCAAAAGUUAAAUCAGUUAACUUUCUUAUGCAAAAACAAUUAUAUAAAUUUAUAAUUGGUAGAUUAGAUAUAGGUAGCUACACAAGAGAGUAUGAUUUAGAUUUUAACUAUAAUUGUCGAUCACCUGAAGAGUGUCACCAAGAAGAUUUACGCCGUAUUGCUGCUAUCGAUUAUCAAUUGAGUGAAUUAACUGAUGCUGGAACAUUAGAUGUCACUCACAAUCCUCAUUUUGAAGAUAUGGAUUAUCUUUUAUUGAAAAUUUUGUUUCCAAAUUUUACUACACUUUAUAUUUGUAUGAGAAAAGAAGAUAAGCUUAACUACUUGAUCCGUCAUCUUAGAGACAUUCUUACUUAUGAUCUCCCAUUUUUUCUUGAGAUCCCAGUUUCACCAUUAAAAAAGAAAAUUAAGUCUGAGGACAAUAAUCUUGAAGUAUUUAAGAUUCAUGGUCUUUUUCCAUGCGGCUUAGUUUAUUUGAAGUAUGACAAUGAAAUUCAAGAUCAAAUUGAAGCUGCUAACGAAGGAAAAGAAUUUGAUUACGUUAAACCAAAUUUUUAA
Strongyloides ratti is the source of this 1077-nucleotide messenger RNA. RefSeq lists its product as hypothetical. Bases 1 to 1077 code for a protein of 358 amino acids. The record is from RefSeq and is a predicted model, not a curated record. The transcript has a single exon. NCBI's taxonomy places the organism in Eukaryota, Metazoa, Nematoda, Chromadorea, Rhabditida, Strongyloididae.